AUGGUCCAUUGCGAGACGAGUAACUUUGCUUCCAAUGCUAUCACGUCCAUAUUGUUUGUAUUUAUUGCCUCAGUAGCUUACACUAUUUGGUUGACGAUCUAUCGUCUUUACUUCAGUCCAAUAUCCCAUAUCCCAGGCCCCAAAUUAGCAGCUGCGAGCUGGUGGUACGAAUUUUAUUUCCAGGUCAUCAAAGGAGGACAAUAUUUCAAAAAGAUCGCAAAACUACACGAACAAUAUAGUCCUAUUGUUCGCAUAACACCACUCGAAGUGCACAUCGAUGACCCAGAAUUCGUCGAUACAAUUUAUACCAACGCUGAGCGUCGAGACAAAACACCAUGGCACAAAAAUGCCUUCUCCUCCGAUACGUCCGCUUUCGCAACAGCAGACCAUGAUCUUCAUCGAACACGUCGUGCUACGCUCAAUCCUUACUUCUCCAAGAGCCAGAUCCGUAAAUUCGCUCCAUGGAUUCAGGAACGCGCAAACAUGCUCUGUCGUCGCUUCCAAGAGGAAUAUAAGGGGACAGACAACGUAUUGACCAUAAAUGAAGCAUUCUCUUGUCUUACUGCCGAUUCUGUCAUGGAGUAUUCUUUUGCUGAUCUCCAUAUUGCAACCAAUUUUCCUAUUCUUAUCCAACUCCAAAUUUUCAUCUUACCAAGAAGUUUUGUAACAUGGCUUGAUCCCACAUCCAAGAUUAUUUUCGCCUGGCUGAAUAACGUCGAGAGACAUGUUGACGACGUCGUGAAAGGUAGUCAGAAACAUCAAGAUGUCAAUCACGCAACUAUAUUCUCCGAGAUCCUACAAUCGAAACGACCACCGCAAGAGAACUCCAAAGAGCGCCUCUUCAACGAGGCGCAGACCGUUGUCAGUGCUGGAGUUGAGACCACGGCGUGGACUAUGUCGGUGACAUUCUUCCAUCUUCUCAACAACCCAGAAAUAAUGCAGAAAUUAAAUAAAGAAAUUGAAGAAGCUUGGACAGAUCCGGAUGUUCCGUUGGACCUACCCACGCUGGAAGCAUUACCGUAUCUGACUGCUGUCAUCCAAGAAGGCCUCAGAAUGGCCUACAGAGGAGCCGCCCGCCUCCCUCGCAUCUCCCCAGACAAAGACAUCCCCUACACCAUCCCCUCAGCAUCAUCAUGCACCACAACGAAAACCGUCUUCCCCUCUUCUCACACCUUCGCGCCCGAACGCGGGCUCGCCUCUCCACCUCCUCACCUGCGUAACGGAAAGGAAUCCCCGCUGUCGAGAUACAUGAUCUCGUUUUCGAAGGGUAGUAGGAAUUGUUUGGGCAUGCAGUUGGCGUAUGCGGAGCUGUAUAUUACGUUGGCGAACGUGGUGAGGAAGAAUAAGUUUGUGUUGUGGGAGACGGGAUUAGAGGAUGUGGUGGCUGAUAGGGAAUUUUUGUUGGCGAGGCCAAAGGAGGGGUCGUUGGGGAUACGGGUUAAGGUUGUUUGA
Molecule: messenger RNA, 1452 nt
Organism: Mollisia scopiformis
Lineage: Eukaryota; Fungi; Ascomycota; Leotiomycetes; Helotiales; Mollisiaceae
Product: cytochrome P450
Exons: 7
Coding region: 1-1452 (483 amino acids)
Molecular function (GO): oxidoreductase activity, acting on paired donors, with incorporation or reduction of molecular oxygen; monooxygenase activity; heme binding
Source: RefSeq, a predicted model, not a curated record